This is a messenger RNA of Naegleria fowleri, 534 nucleotides long. RefSeq lists its product as uncharacterized. Lineage: Eukaryota; Heterolobosea; Eutetramitea; Acrasida; Naegleriidae. The transcript has a single exon. The record is from RefSeq and is a predicted model, not a curated record. The coding region runs from base 1 to 534 and encodes 177 amino acids.
AUGUCUCAACAACAAUGCUGCAACAACAUUCACUCUCCUGAACCCAUUCUAAUACAACAACAGAUCAUGACCGGAUUGAGCAUUGAUCCACAAACUGGAGAACCCAUCUAUACCUAUUCUCAACCCAAUAUCGGAGGAGGAAAGUUUUCGGGAGAGAACAUUGAAAUUUCGGUUGAGCCUUGUGGUGGCACUUCCAAACAACAACAACAAACAAAGAAUUCCUAUCGAGUGGUGGUUCAUCCACAUUCGAGUAAGAAGGUCUUGAGUGGAAUUUCUGCUGUUAAGGUUUUGGAUUCGAAGAGUCAGAAAGUUCUUGCGUCGUUGGAGGAUUAUAAUUCAAAGGAACAUUCUAAUAAGGAUUGUAUUGAAGUGGAUUUUGUUUCUUCAUGUGGACAUGAUGAUCUUCAUCACACAGAUAUUGAAGUUCAUGUCGAAUGGAAGUGUAAUACGAUGGAUCGAUGGCCUCCAACUUUGAAAACCACACUAAAGGUCGAUCAGAAAAAGAAAGUGAGCUCUCUUGUCAAAGUCAAGUAA